AUGGCAGCGUACCCCUCGCUGCUCUCCACGAGAACACGGGAGAAGGCAUUGCUGAGGGCCACGCUGCGCGCCCUGAACGAGCAGCGCGCCAAGCUGGAGUUGCCCAAGGUGGCCUUUGUACAGAUCCUGGCUGAGGCGGCUCAGCUGGCAGCAGCCGCGGAGCUCGCUGCGCUGCGGACCGGAGCUUUGGUCGAGGCGGCGCCAGAGGCGGCGGUGGCUUCAGCGGAGCCGGACCUGGAGCCGGAGGCGGAGGCGGAGGUGGAGGCGGAGCCGGAGGCGUCGCCAGCGCCGGCCUCGCCAGCAGCUGUGCCAGUGUCGGAGGGGCGGCGCGCGGCGGAGGUGCUGCUGAGAUGUGUGCCGGCCUUCCGCCUGGAGCCCAGCUGUGGCACCUUCAGCCGGGUGCUGCGACUGGCCGAGGCGCCCGCCUUCUUCACCAUGGCUCCCAAGGAGAAGGCCUACGAGGUCUCCCUCCAGAGCCUUGCGGAAACCACCGCCGCGGAGUGGUCGGGCCAAGAGGACUGGCCGGCCGCCCGAGUUGUGGGCCUUGGCUGCUCUGUGGACAUGGAUCGCGAUGACAAGGCGCUGCUUUUCGCCGUCUUCGCCUGA
Effrenium voratum is the source of this 606-nucleotide messenger RNA. Lineage: Eukaryota; Dinophyceae; Suessiales; Symbiodiniaceae. The record is from the annotation of a GenBank genome assembly.